AUGUCUACCUCCAUUGUCAUAGUCAUAUCCAUUCUGGCAUCACUAUCCUUUCUUCUCGUCAAGCAUACACUACGACCUAAGAAACCUCCCUUGCCGCCUGGGCCCAAAGGCCUACCGCUCUUGAGCAACAUCCGCGAUCUUCCACCACCAGGAACACUAGAAUGGCCUCAUUGGCAAAGUCACAAAGAGAAGUACGGUCCAAUCACAUCAGUUUCUGUGCUCGGACAGAACUUUGUCAUUCUGCACGACAGACAGGUCAUCAUGGAUCUUCUCGAAACGCGAGCGAUGAAGAGUGCUUCACGUCCUAAACUGGUCUUUGCUGGGGAUAUCGUUGGGUACGACGGUGUUAUGGGCUUGAUGCCGUACAAUCGGACCUUUCGAAUGCAUCGCAAACUCACAACCACGCAAGUCAGCCCCAGAUCUAUCACCCGAUUCGAACCUAUUCAAGAACUAGAGAUCCUCCGACUGUUGAAGAGACUCCACCAAGAUCCCAACAGUCAAAAACUUCCAGAUCAUCUGAACCAGUAUGUGUUCCUCACAACUCCCGAAGUAGAUACUCACUAG
Molecule: messenger RNA, 564 nt
Organism: Fusarium musae
Lineage: Eukaryota; Fungi; Ascomycota; Sordariomycetes; Hypocreales; Nectriaceae
Exons: 2
Coding region: 1-564 (187 amino acids)
Molecular function (GO): oxidoreductase activity, acting on paired donors, with incorporation or reduction of molecular oxygen; iron ion binding; monooxygenase activity
Source: RefSeq, a predicted model, not a curated record